Dendronephthya gigantea is the source of this 1756-nucleotide messenger RNA. Its product is annotated as kelch-like protein 7. The transcript has 2 exons. NCBI's taxonomy places the organism in Eukaryota, Metazoa, Cnidaria, Anthozoa, Malacalcyonacea, Nephtheidae. Bases 64 to 1473 code for a protein of 469 amino acids. Gene Ontology annotation, molecular function: protein binding. The record is from RefSeq and is a predicted model, not a curated record.
UAGCAUUGCAGUUUUACAAAUUAUUUACCGUUGUGAACUACGUGAUAUAGACGGAAUUGCAAUAUGUCUGAUACGGAUUUAUUGCUUCGCGAUUUACUGGAAAUGUGUUCGCCCGAAUACAAUAUGCCUGAGUUGAGCGACCGAGUGCUGGUGUUUGAUGUUAUGCAAGACGGCUGGGAAACGGCCAGCUUCCCUAAAGAUGAUUCAGCAAUCGAGGAAAAUGAAACUAAGAGAAGCAAACAGAAAAUCAAGAGCCCUUUGCAACAUAACGACCAGGAAGCACCCACAGGUCACCGGCAGAAUACCGAGACGAAACAAAUUUUAGAAUCUUCGAUUUUAGAACCUCUCCGUCAGCAUAAGUUACAUGUUCACAGCUUCUGGCUCGCUAUCCAGAGUGCAUACUUCCGGUCGCUGUUUUGCUCGAGUGGUAUGAAAGAAAGUCGAGAGAAAGAGGUUCAUAUGAAGAUCUCAGAGUCCGAAGAAAAUGCAUAUCUCAUUCUCCUCGAAGCUUUGUACCGCAAUGACGUGCUUAACGAUAAGUCGGUUGACGAAUUGCUUGGCGUCAUAGAGUUGGCUCACAAGUACAACUUGGAAUUUGUCUUCAAGCAAUGCAAACAUCUGCUUCAGACGAGCGUCACUACCUUUGACGUAAGCACAAAAGUAAUGGACGUGAUCAAGGUAAAGCACAACAUGAACGAUGUCGAGGACGUAUUAUCGACUCUACUUCCGGUCCUUGUUGAAGAAUUUAGUCCUCUCGAUGAGAACUGGCAUUCAAAGAAAUUCACCAAUCUGUCAGAAGCUUGUCUGAAAUAUAUCCUGAGCAGUGAUGACUUGGUUGUGCAAUCAGAAAACACCGUAUUCCAUGCCUUGAUGUACUGGAUGGAGACAAACGAAGUAGAUCCUGCUCGUUUGGAGUCCCCCGAAGACCUCCUGGCUGUGGUGCGAUUUAAACUGGUCACAAUUGACUACCUUUACAACGUGAUCAAAAACCACCCGAUUGCAACACAGAUGCGCAACUUCAGCGAGUACUACCACGGUGGUUUAACCUACCAUGCACUACCUCCGGAGCAAAAGAAACUGUUCGAAAGUAGACCGGUACCCAGGAAGACUACUAAAGGAUUAAUUGUCCAGUACAAAUUCGUUGUUACGGAAGAGGAUUAUAAUACUGCUCUAGCAAAUGGCAGCGAGUUAAACUCCGGGACGUUUUGGGCCUGUGGAUAUGAGAUAAGUGUUGGUGUCAACCCUUCGUCCAAUGAUUAUCCUUAUUUGAUUGUUUACAACUUAAUGAAGGAAAGUUAUGUCCCACUCAAAUUUGCAUUUUGUAAAGAGGCGGAAGGGGGCAUCUCUUGGAAAGAAAAAACUUUUAGUAUGAAUUCAUGCAGGGAGAACUACCGAAGUAAUUUUCAACGAUCAUUUUUCAGUAAUGGGUGUAGCGUAUUGUAUGUUGCAGUAGGACCCGCUGAAAGGCGUUAAACAGGCGUUGAAUGCAAAAUGUAAUACUAGUGUAAACCAUAUCACCAUAUCCAACAUUCUACCUCAUAAGAACAACUGGAGUCUGCAUGGAAAGUUCUGCAUGAGAAUUUGAGUGAAAUUAUAUAUUAAUGUAUAUUAAUGUUUAUGUAGAAUGCGGUAAUUGAUGUAACUGUUGCGUUUCCUUGCCAGUUGAUCGUGUCAUUUAUCUGUAUGUUGAAUUGUGUCUGGCAAAGUUAUUAGGAUAGCUAAUGUACAGAACUUGCUUUAUGUGUGAAACUAAAUA